AUGUCAUUAGUGCUGGGUAUACUAGAAGAGAAAGCUUUCACAGUAUCAAUUAACCUACGUGAAGAAUCAUUGCCCAUAUUCAAAAGAAGGCUUUUGGGUGACUUGCUGGACUUCUCUGCAAGAGAACUACGGGAUCAGACUCAAGUUAUUGCUGCAGCAGCAGCUGGUGUGGCAGCUGAGGGAUUGUCACCUAAGGAUGCAAAGUUGCAUGCAGAGAAUGCUGCCCAGCUUUCUGUAGCUUUGGUUGAGAAUGCAAUUGUGAUUUUGAUGCUUGUUGAAGACCAUUUACGAUUACAAAGCAAACUUUAUAGUGCUUCACGUUUGCCAGCUAUAUCUCCUUCCCCUCUUUCAAAUAUUUUGCCCGUGGGCAACCACUCUUCAACUGCAGUGGGUGGAGAAACUCUUGAACCAGUGAAUACUUGUAACUCAACAUCUAGCAACUCUAAAGGACUCUCUCUUGAUGUUCUUGCUUCAAUGGCUGAUGCUAAUGGGCAAAUUUCUUCAGCAGUAAUGGAACAGCUUACUGCUGCUGCUGCAGCAGAACCUUACGAAACAGUUAACUGUGCUUUUGUAUCAUAUGGAAGCUGUGUUGUAGAUUUAGCAGAAGGAUGGAAAUACAGGAGUCGACUGUGGUAUGGUGUUGGCCUUCCUUCAAAGGCAUCAGAGUUUGGUGGUGGUGGCAGUGGCUGGGAAUCUUGGAAAUCUGCACUGGAGAAAGACACUAAUGGAAACUGGAUUGAGCUUCCGUUAAUAAAAAAGUCAGUUGCAAUGCUUCAAGCAUUACUAUUAGAUGAAUCCGGGCUUGGUGGUGGUCUUGGUAUUGGAGGAGGAUCUGGUACUGGAAUGGGAGGCAUGUCACCACUUCACCAGUUAUUAGACAGUGACCAACCAUUCCUAUGUAUGCUCCGGAUGGUGCUUGUUUCAUUGAGGGAAGAUGAUGAAGGUGAUGACCGCAAGCUCAUGCUAACUAUGGAAGAUAGGUCACUGGAGAAUUUUGGUGGACAAACCAGCAGUAUUGCAUCUUUUAAUUCAAACAUCCAAAUGUCAAUGAGAAAACCACGAGCUUCAUUGCUGUGGAGUGUGUUAUCUCCUAUCCUGAUAAUGCCUAUUUCUGAAUCAAAAAGACAGCGAGUUUUGGUUGCAUCAUGUGUUCUAUAUUCUGAGGUGUGGCAUGCUAUUGGCAAGGACCGGACCCCUCUGCGCACACAGUAUCUAGAGGUCAUUUUACCUCCAUUUGUUGCUGUUUUAAGAAGGUGGCGACCCCUUUUGGCAGGAAUUCAUGAACUUGCUACUGCAGAUGGUAUAAAUCCUCUUGUUGCUGAUGAUCGUGCCUUGGCUGCAGAUGCUUUGCCUAUUGAGGCUGCUCUUGCUAUGAUAUCUCCUAGCUGGGCUGCAUCUUUUGCAUCACCUCCUGCUGCUAUGGCAUUGGCGAUGAUUGCUGCUGGUGCCGCUGGAGGAGAAACCACUCCUCCUCCAACUUCUUCACAGCUGAGGCGCGACUCUUCAUUGCUGGAGCGGAAAACAACUAAACUUCAUACUUUUUCAAGCUUUCAGAAACCUUUGGAGGCACCUAAUAAAUAUCCAGCUGCUUCCAAGGACAAGGCUGCUGCAAAAGCUGCUGCCCUGGCUGCUGCAAGAGACCUUGAGCGCAAUGCAAAGAUUGGUUCAGGACGAGGUCUCAGUGCGGUGGCAAUGGCUACAUCAGCGCAGAGACGGCAAAAAAGUGAUACAGAGCGGGUUAAGAGAUGGAAUGUUUCUGAAGCCAUGGGAACAGCCUGGAUGGAAUGCUUGCAGUCUGUUGAUUCAAAAUCCGUGUAUGGAAAGGACUUCAAUGCUCUAUCCUAUAAAUAUGUUGCUGUCCUCGUAGGAAGUUUAGCUUUGGCUAGAAACAUGCAACGAUCUGAGGUUGAGAGGAGGUCUCAAGUUGAUAUAAUAGCUCGGCACCGGUUAUCCACUGGAAUUCGUGAGUGGCGCAAGCUGAUUCACUGCUUGAUCGAGAUGAAAUGUCUUUUUGGACCUUCUUGUGAUCAUUUAUACAGUUCUCAACACGUUUUCUGGAAGCUAGAUUUUAUGGAAAGUUCUUCCAGGAUGAGGAGGGUUUUGAAGAGGAACUACCAAGGUUCAGAUCACUUUGGUGCGGCUGCAGAUUAUGAAGAUAAUGUAGUGCAGAAGCAUGGGAAAGAUAAAGUCAUAAGUCCAUCCAAAGCUUCUAUCUUAGCUGCAGAAGCUAUCUCGAUUGAGGUAGGAAAUGAAGAGGAAGAGCAAGGUGAUGUCCAUUUGGAUGGUAGCCCAAAUGGCAUAGAACAAAAUGGUGAAUUUCAGACAAGAUCAUCUGGAUCAGCUGAACAACCACUGCAAAUGACAUCAGACUCUAGAGAUGCUCCAGUGACUAACGACCCAGUGUUGCCAAUAGCAUCAGCUGUUGCCCCGGGCUAUGUUCCUAGCGAACAUGAUGAAAGAAUAGUUCUUGAGCUCCCAUCAUCAAUGGUUCGACCACUAAAGGUUCUGAGAGGAAUUUUUCAAAUAACAACGAGAAGAGUCAAUUUUAUUGUUGAUAACACGGAGAGGAAUGAUAUGGGAGAUGGUUUGGACAGCAAGAAUGUGAACAGGGUUCAAGAGAAGGAUCACAGCUGGUUGAUAUCAUCACUUCAUCAAAUAUAUAGCAGAAGAUAUCUUUUGAGAAGAAGUGCACUGGAAUUGUUUAUGGUUGACCGAUCAAACUACUUCUUUGAUUUUGGGGCCACUGAUGGACGAAGAAAUGCAUAUCGAGCUAUUGUUCAAGCUCGUCCUCCUCAUUUGAACAAUAUCUACCUUGCAACUCAGAGACCUGAACAACUUUUAAAAAGAACUCAGCUUAUGGAACGUUGGGCUAGGUGGGAGAUCAGCAAUUUUGAAUAUUUAAUGCAGCUUAAUACACUGGCUGGACGUAGUUAUAAUGACAUUACACAGUAUCCUGUAUUCCCAUGGAUCCUUUCUGAUUACAGCUCACAUGAUUUGGAUCUUUAUAAUCCUGCUUCUUAUCGAGAUCUCUCAAAGCCCAUUGGUGCAUUGAAUGCUGAUAGACUAAAGAAAUUCCAGGAGAGAUACUCCAGUUUUGAUGAUCCAGUCAUUCCCAAGUUCCAUUAUGGUUCACAUUAUUCUACAGCUGGAACAGUGCUGUAUUACCUCAUCAGACUGGAACCUUUUACUACUCUUUCUAUUCAGCUUCAAGGCGGCAAGUUUGAUCAUGCGGACAGAAUGUUCUCAGACAUUGCUGCAACUUGGAAUGGAGUUCUCGAGGACAUGAGUGAUGUAAAGGAAUUGGUCCCUGAACUAUUUUAUCUCCCAGAGGUUUUAACCAAUGUAAACUCGAUUGACUUUGGUACGACUCAAUUGGGAGGGAAGCUUGACUCAGUUCAGCUUCCUCCUUGGGCUGAAAAUCCAGUGGAUUUCAUCCAUAAGCAUCGGAUGGCACUUGAGAGUGAGCAUGUUUCAGCACAUUUGCAUGAAUGGAUCGAUCUCAUAUUUGGGUACAAGCAACGUGGAAAGGAAGCCAUACAGGCAAGCAAUGUUUUCUUCUAUAUCACUUAUGAAGGAACAGUUGAUAUUGAUAAAAUAUCAGACCCAGCACAACAAGAAGCUACACAAGACCAGAUUGCUUACUUUGGCCAAACCCCAUCACAACUUCUUAGUGUACCUCACAUGAAAAGGAUGCCACUGGCUGAUGUCCUACACAUGCAGACCAUAUUCCGGAAUCCCAGAGAGGUUAAACCAUAUGCUGUUCCAUAUCCCGAACGCUGCAAUCUACCUGCUGCUGCAAUUCACGCAUCGUCGGAUUCUCUUGUAAUUGUUGAUACAAAUGCUCCAGCUGCACAUAUAGCACAACAUAAGUGGCAGCCAAACACACCUGAUGGAAAGGGGACACCUUUCCUUUUUGAGCAUGGAAAGUCUGGUGCAAACACGGCUGGUGGUUCGUUAAUUCGAAUGUUCAAAGGACCAACUGGUUCUGGAUCAGAAGAGUGGCAUUUUCCCCAAGCAUUGGCAUUUCCAACUUCUGGAAUUCAAAGCUCUGCGAUAGCUUCUAUCAUAUGUGACAAAGAAAUUAUCACUGGGGGGCAUGUGGAUAACAGUGUCAGGCUGAUAUCAGCAGAUGGAGCAAAAACCUUGGAAAUAGCCAAGGGACAUUGUGCUCCAGUGACUUGCGUAGCUAUAUCUCCUGAUAGGAGCUACCUCGUGACUGGAUCUCGGGACACAACUCUUCUACUCUGGAGAUUACAUCAAGCAUCCACUUCCCGCUCUAGUAGCUCAUCAGAUCCUUCCACUAAUUCAAACAUGUCCACAACCACCAGCAGCAGUGUAGCAGGACAUAACUUGGCAGAGAAAAAUAGGCAACACCGAAUUGAGGGUCCCAUACACGUCCUCCGGGGUCAUCUUGGGGAAAUAAUAUGCUGCAAUAUCAGUUCAGACCUUGGAAUUGUUGCCUCUUGCUCCAACUCUUCAGAGGUCUUGCUUCAUUCAAUUAGAAGAGGCCGGUUAAUUAGAAGGCUUGUUGGUGUGGAAGCUCAUGCUGUCUGCUUAUCAUGUGAUGGGAUCUUAAUGGCUUGGAACAAAUCUCUUCGUACUCUCAGCACCUUUACUCUUAACGGAAAUCUUGUUGCUACAAAACAACUUCCUCUCUCAUCAAGCAUUAGUUGCAUUGAAGUUUCUAUUGAUGGCAAUAGUGCUUUGGUUGGAUUAAACCAAUCAUUGGAAAUAGAGGCCACUGACUUCAGCCGGGAUUUGGCAUCAAAAGGAUAUACAGAUAGUGAAUCAAAUGAAGAAAACACACGGGAUUUGCCAUUGCCUUCAAUUUGCUUUUUUGAUCUUUAUACUCUAAAGGUCUUUCAUAUACUGAAACUGGGAAAAGGGCAAGAUAUUACUACUAUUGCUUUGAACAAGGAUAAUACAAACCUCUUGGUGUCAACAGCUGAUAAACAGUUGAUAAUAUUCACAGAUCCUGCUUUGAGCUUGAAGGUUGUAGAUCAAAUGCUUAAGCUGGGUUGGGAAGAUGGUGGCCUAAGCACAAUAGAAGAUUUGGAAUCAACUGCAAUUUGUGGUAAUGUAUAA
Fraxinus pennsylvanica is the source of this 5085-nucleotide messenger RNA. NCBI's taxonomy places the organism in Eukaryota, Viridiplantae, Streptophyta, Magnoliopsida, Lamiales, Oleaceae. The record is from the annotation of a GenBank genome assembly.